Molecule: messenger RNA, 1065 nt
Organism: Arabidopsis thaliana (thale cress)
Lineage: Eukaryota; Viridiplantae; Streptophyta; Magnoliopsida; Brassicales; Brassicaceae
Gene: GHS1
Product: Ribosomal protein S21 family protein
Exons: 2
Coding region: 211-762 (183 amino acids)
Biological process (GO): translation
Cellular component (GO): cytoplasm; ribosome
Molecular function (GO): structural constituent of ribosome
Source: RefSeq, marked reviewed
GGGCCUUAUAAAACCAAUCUAGCCCAUAUCACUACCAACCCAUUUAUUACAUCCGAAUCUAAAUUAAUCAAACCCGUAUAUUAAACCGGGUUUAAAAUUCUGACCCGUAAUUGAUCCACUGACCUAGAAAUUGGGGGGAAUUGAAUCUUAUCCAUAAUUCAAUCUCUUCCAAUUUCUCUUCUUCUUCUUCUUCUUCCUCGCGACGCGUUAAUGGCGGCUUCGUUCUCACUCACGAGCUUCAUCUCCUUCAUCUCACCAUUCAAAUCUCAAACUAAACCUACACCACCACCAAAUCUCACUCUUCCUUCUCCAACAAUCUCCCAAAGGCGAAGAAAUGAUCUCGCUAUCGAAUCAAUGGCGGUCGAAGAAACUUCCUCAACCGCUUCUUCACUUUCCUCUGAGCUUGCUUCCGUGAUUUGUCCCUCGCUUGCUUACUCCAACACACUCUUCUUCAGUUCUGGAUACAAUGUGCAAGUGUUUGUUGAAGAUAAUGAGUCAGAGGAGAGGCUUGUGAAUCGAUUUAGGAGAGAAGUGAUGAGAACUGGUGUUAUACAGGAAUGUAAGAGGAGAAGAUACUUUGAGAAUAAACAAGAUGAGAAGAAACGUAGGACUCGUGAUGCUGCUAAGCGUAAUAAGAAAAGGCGUCCUCAAGCAAGGUUUACUCAAGAAACAAGAGAAGAAGCAGCAGCAGCAACUAAGAGUAAGAAAAAAGAUGAGGAAGAAGACAACUGGGAGAUGCCUGGUGGAGAUGUACCUUCUUGAAACACGAUUUUAGUAUAUAAAAUCUCCGGUCUUUUGAUUAAAUUUCGUAUUAUCCCGUUUUUAUUACUUGGUACAUUGUGAGUUGGAAAUGUGUUUACUGCAUAUUAUAACUUGCUUCUAGUAUUGAGUUCUCUUAAGGGCAUCUUCAUUUGUUUUAUAAUGUCUAAAAUCAGUUGCAUUUGUUGGGGCUCUCCAUGGAUGCUAUUGUUAAUCUGAUUCAGUGCUAUUUCUCUAAAAACAGAAGUCUUGUGAUUUUGGUCCAACUGACAGAUUUCCCAUACAAAUAUGAUUUUUGUUUUUUAG